Molecule: messenger RNA, 2595 nt
Organism: Sungouiella intermedia
Lineage: Eukaryota; Fungi; Ascomycota; Pichiomycetes; Serinales; Metschnikowiaceae
Source: the annotation of a GenBank genome assembly
AUGUCUGAUCCAGUCCGCUUCAAUUGGAAUCUCUUUCCAUCCACAAAGCUCGAGGCAAACGAGAUGCUGACCCCGUUGGGGUGUAUGUAUACGCCUUUAGGCGCCGAAGCCUUGGUGACCAGUGGAGAAGUGAUCAAAUGUUCACUGUGCUCCAACAUCAUCAACCCCUUCAUCAAGGUGGACCGUGAAAACCGCAUGUGGUGGUGCCCUUUCUGUUCAAAGAUGUCCUUUUUCCCAGAGACUUUUGAGUUGCACGAGAAGGGUGCCAGUGAUGGUGCUGUGCCAACAGAGAUCAGACCUAGUAGCCAUAAUACUGUGGACUAUAUUCUUCCCAUAGACAUUUCUGCAAAGGAUCAACAGUUUGUUGUUGCGUAUGUUAUUGACACAUACCAGCAUACUGAUACCAUAGAACAGAGGGAGUUCGACACUUUGAAGAAUGCCAUCGCUGACAGUAUGGCACUUUUACCUAAGGAUACCCUUGUCCUUAUGGUAACAUUUAAUGACACAGUAGAGGUGCAUAUUCAAGAAAAGACAAAUGUGGUAGCAUUUCUGCCUGAACUUUUGUUUCUGGAAAACUAUGAUUUCUCCAAGUUAUUCACGGACCAAAAGUUGAUCCAAGAGGUUUUCUCCAAAUUGGACAUAGAUCGCACUCUAGCACCAUCCCCAGAUAUGUCCAGCCUUCUAAAAUCCGGUAUCAUUGCUCCCAAUCUGAAAUCUUUACAAGACUAUGUCAAAACAUUGAGACCUAAGCUCACCCAUUCGUUCAAACCUGCAAGAGCAACAGGACUUGCUGUUUUCUUGACGACAUUACUUCUUUCCAACUCAUUCACUGGAUUGAUUGGAAAAGUGAAUUUAUUCUGUUCAGGACCUGCCACCUCAAAUCCUGGUAGAAUUGUCGAGGAGUCUGCAACUAUGAGAUCUCAUCAUGAUGUAGCCAACUUCAAUGCUCCCCACUUCAUCUCGGCUGCCAAGUUUUACCAGACCAUGUCUUUUGUUUCUUGUGGCUAUCUUCUAAAUGAUGCUUACACUGCUGUUUACACUUCAAGCGGAAAAGUGGUGAACUACGCAGUUUCAGACUCAUCACCAAAGUUUUCAUUUGAUAUAUAUACGGGCUCCUUGGACCAGGUCGGAGUAUACGAGAUGAAGAGUUUGGCAUCAGGAAGCUCUGGAAGUAUUGUUUUAACAGAUGGAUUUCAAAGCACCCGAUUUAAGGAGAACUUGAAUGUCAACACAUCCAGCAUUCUAGAGGAGAAACACAACUGUAAAUUUACAGUCACAACAUCUACCGGUAUUAAAGUCAUGAAAGCUAUUUGUGCGGGCACCGAACUUCAAUCAUCAUACCAGUCAGAGAAACUCUCGGCUUUACAUCAUGCGAAAAUCUCUGAUAUGAUCACACGAUUUGAUCUGUCAAUGAAAAAGAGAAACUUCACGAAUCAAUGGUACUUGGGAAAUCUCAAUGAUUUAGAUACUAUUGCUGUAUACUUCGAGAUGGAAACUGUGAACUCAUCGUCAAUGCUUGAUGAAAUCAGUGGAGCAAAAGAGGUUUAUAUCCAAUUUCAAACCAAAUUCUACGAUUUGGAGUCUGCAAAUACCAUUCUCAGGGUUACCACCGUUAAGAGACCAACAACUCUUUCUGUUCUCGCAGCCAACAAAGUCAGACUCAGUAACAAUACCUACAAACUUGUCAAUACCAGGAGCUCUAUCGUCAAGGAAAAAGCACUCUUGGAAAGCUUCGAUUAUAAGGCAUGGAUGGUGUUGUUUACUAGAUUAUUGAUCAACAAAAUCGACACGACGAUUGGAUACGAGUCGUUUGAAGAGGUUGUUAAUGAUGUUGAUUCAGCAUUAAUUCGUCUCACUCGAUUCUUUGGAGGUCUCAAAAUCGAUACCAGAUCAAGUUCGAACCCUUAUGACAAUCUCAAACUCAUUUAUUCCAUCAGCGAGAGUUUUAAAGAGUUACCUGCUCUUUCCUACAGUUUGAGAAGAAACCCUCAACUUAUUCGGAUAUUCAAUAGUUCCCCCGAUGAAACAGCAUACUACCACCACAUGUUCAACAAAUGCGAGACCGACACAUCUUGUGUAAUGAUUCACCCUAACUUCUACAAACUUGAAUCGACCGGGCUACUUGAGAAACUUUCACUUGACGUCACAAGUCUAGAUACUCAGGCCGGGGAUGAUAGCUUUUUCGUUUUGGACUCCAUCUUCAAUGUGAUCAUAUACUAUCGAUACAGCGAUUCGAAGCAUAAAAUUCCACUUCACAAUUCGAACAACGAUGAAUUGAUUUACAGAAAAGUCAGAGACCCGAAAUUGACCAGCGUUUUGGAAACAGUAAAGACACAACUCAUUGAUGGAAGGAAUAUUAUUCCCAACAUCGUCCUAACUCAAAGCGGGCACUCUCAGGCUAGAUUCUUGUUAGCCAGGCUUUAUCCAGUGCUUGACAAACCAGAGGAGGAGGCUUCCCAACAAACCAGCUGGUGGAGCUUUUUCGCCAAACUGAACUCCAACCAUGCGUUGAUGACUGACGAUGUCAGUGUUAACAAGUACUAUGACGAGCUACUUGACAAGGUCCAGAAUUACAAGAUCGGCACCAAUUAUUAG